Messenger RNA from Peronospora belbahrii, 939 nucleotides. The record is from the annotation of a GenBank genome assembly. Lineage: Eukaryota; Oomycota; Peronosporomycetes; Peronosporales; Peronosporaceae.
AUGCUGCAGCGAUUUUCCAUGCGCUCUAGCGUAGUCAACUUUGCUCGCCAGCACAAUCGAUUUGCCGCUAUUAAAUUGCAGAUGGUCAGCUUUUCGUCCGAUGAAGACUGGCGCAUCUCGGACGAAGAUUUUGAUGAAGGUCCUGAUAAAAUUAUCGACAAAGACCGUCGUGACUCCAUGCCGCGUCGUCAAAUAAUGCCUGAAGCAGCCAAGAAGAGUCGCUUUAUGAUUGUAGCACCCGAGAAUCGCGGCAAGGUGCGUCGCCGUCUUUUGGAUGAGUUCAAGAAGGACGGUAUUACGCUAGUAGAUCCGGACCAGCCAGGUCAAUAUCUUACCCCUGAUACAGGCAUUUUGCGAGAUAUACGUGCCAUGAACAAGGAGGGCGACGAGAUGGAGUUUGCAGACGAUGACGAGGAAAGCGAGCUUAACCUCGGUCGUAUGGGCCUACUGCGCCAAAUUGUGCACGUAGAUCAGGUGCAGAAAGUCACGACGCAGGAGCGAAUCGUCAACUUUCGCGCGCUUAUUGUUGUCGGUAACAUGCGAGGAGUUGCCGGCUACGCUGUAGGCAAGGGCUCGUCGCCCCCUAUUGCUAUCCAGCGUGGCACGAAGCUUGCUCUGAAGCGUUUUACCUACAUCGACCGCUUUGACAACCGCACACUGUAUCAUGAGGUGUGCGGCAAAUGGAAUAGCUGUACGCUAUUUCUGCGCCCAGCGCCUAAGGACAAAGGACUUACCGUGAGCGAUACCGUGGCUUGUGUGCUCGACUGCUUUGGCAUUACAGACAUUGUGUCCAAGACCCACGGCCAGCGCAACCCUUUCACAGUUGUCAAGGCUACUUUCGACGCGCUUGCCAAGCACGAGACCGCUGAAGAGAUAGCUCUUCGAACAGGCCACUCGCUUGUAGAGCUCAGUACUCUGGCGCGUAUGCGUAACCUGUAA